UGCUGAUAUUGCGCUGUUGAAUAAUAAUGUUUCCAGCCAGCAUGAUGUCAUAGUCUUUACAAAUAUUGAUUUACCAUUUUUGCUGGUAGCAUUCGAAAUAGAAUCAUACUUAAAAGUGAAAUAAUGUGUACCAUUUGAGGUAUCGUAAAAUUCGUGUUUAAAAGCAACGUAAAACGAAAAUGUUAUUCUCAAUGUCACACAGGUGAACAUUGGUUUCAAAAUCGCUUCUCGGCCUAAAGGCUAAGAUCACAGUGUAAAAAUGUAUUGUUUCGUUAAAGAUAGCGAAAGAUAAAUCUCUCAAUAAUCAAGACUCUCAAGGCAAUAACCAUGAACGAAGAAAAAAAAACAGUUAACAAGAUUGUAUGUUAACUUUGAAAAGUAAUUGAUAUAAAAAUGUAAAUAGUGGAAUGUUAAAUUCGUUACAAUAAGUUACUGUGCGUAGCAUCAAAAAAUGUCCCGAAACAACCAAUCCGAUGAAGGAAACGAGAAGGAUGGUGAAGGUGAUGAACAUAACGUUGAGACACAGACAUUUGCAUCAGUAUUUACUGUUUUGACGCCAAAAUGCACAACGUAUGCCGGUAAUGUUGACCAAUCCGAAAACACUGACUGGUAUUACAAAUACCAAACACGGGUUACAAAAUGUGGAGAUAUGAAUCGCAUGUUUGCUAGUACUGAGUAUGACAUUCAUAUUCUUGAAAAAAGAGAUGAACAAGAACGGGUACAGAAGAAAACAUUUGUAAACUGGAUAAAUUCAUUUCUAUGCAAGCGUAACCCACCAUUAAAGAUAAACGAUCUGAUACAUGAUUUGAAGGAUGGUACAAAGUUACUGGCUUUACUGGAGGUACUUUCUGGAGAACGUUUGCCUAUGGAAAAGGGAAAAGUAUUGCGAAGACCUCACUACUUGAGUAAUAUAAACACAGCUUUGCAAUUCUUAACAAAUAAAAGAAUAAAACUCGUGAACAUCAAUCCAUCCGAUAUUGUCGACGGACGUCCAGCAGUGGUAUUAGGAUUAAUAUGGACAAUAAUACUAUACUUCCAAAUAGAAGAAAAUAGCCGUAUUUUACAUUACCUGAACGAGAAUCUCAGCGGGUCAGUGAGCAGUUUGGAUAGUGGAUCAGUUUCGCAUAUUCCCAGCCCCAGUAAGCCGUUCAUCCACUCAGUGCCUUUAAGUAUUUCCCAUCAAGAUAUGAUGAAACAGGGACCACGGAAAACUCUGCUUAGCUGGGUGAACAACGCUCUGCCCAAACAAUCUGGAUUAGAAGUACGUGACUUUGGUGCUAGUUGGCGAGAUGGAUUCGCAUUUUUGUCUCUAAUCGACGCAAUCAAGACCAAUUUGAUUAAUAUUGUUGAAAUGAAAAAAUGUAAUAACCGCCAUCGUUUGGAUACUGCAUUCAAUGUUGCUGAAACAGAGCUAGGAAUUGCUAGGUUACUCGAUGCAGAAGAUGUAGACGUUAGUUGUCCCGAUGAAAAAAGUAUAAUGACAUAUGUUGCACAGUUUUUGCAUAAAUACCCUGAUGUUAAGAAUAUCAAUUCCAAAAGUGAUAGCGAACAAGAGUUGUUAGAUCUACUCAGCUGGUUGAGAGAUAGAGUACGGUAUUACGAUACUCUUAACGGAAAUUAUCCUCUUGCAUAUGAAAAAUACGAAAAUGCUAUUGAAGAGAAAGCUGAGAAAAGUAAUAUAUAUAAAAAAUUCAAAAAUAUCUAUGCCACCAAAAGCUUGCUUGAAGUUCAAGAAUUGAACAGCUAUUGGGGACAGUUGGAGAAUCAUAUGCAGCUCUGGUUAUGGUAUCUAGACUGUAAUAUUCCGGGGCAAAUUGGUGUUAUAGGUUUAUGGUUAAGUAACGGGGAAAAGCUACUUAACGACGAUGAUAUUCCAAACAACAUGAAUGAAGAAACUGCAUCUCUCAUAAGCAAGAAGCUUGAAGCACAUAAACAAUUUUUUAUGGCGUAUCCUGAGGUACUGGAAACAUUUAAUAACCUGAAACUACGAAACGAAGUCAAAACAGUUCCUAUGAAUCAAAUCAAAUCUAUGGAAACAAGACUAUUAGACAUCGAAACAAGAGCAAAACAAAGAAGAAUAAAAUUAAAAUUUCUGGAACAUAAAUGUUGUCUAAUAGCUUUUCUAAAUUUACUAGAUACAAAAAUCAAUGGAGUAAAAUAUAACAAUGAAGACGUCGUGAAACAAUCUCUAGAUCAGUUGAGAAGCUUCGUUACCAAGAAUCAAAUAUUGCAAGAAUUCGAAAAGGCUCUUGACGAUAUGCGACAAGUUAUAGAAGAAUACAAAAUGGAUGGCAAUAUAACUAAAAAGGAAGGCUACCAUAUCGACACAUUCCUUGCGGAUAUUGAGAAUCGUUGGAAAAACGUGUCAUCCCGAUUAAUAUGCACUGAAACAAUGUUAGAAGAUGUACUUUCGCACUGGCAAAGAUGGAAGGUACUGACCAAUGAACUAGAAAUCUGGAUCAAAGAGGCACAAAAUGCCCUGCAAAGAUCAGAAGAUGAUCAGAUUUACUUCUUCCAAACAUUGAGUAAAUUCAAAGCAAAACAAGACUUACUAACAGAUACAUAUAAUGUUUUAAAAUCAACUUGUGAUUAUGACACUGCUAUCGCUAUUGAACACAGAUACAGACAAAUAUUGUUUCAGUGGGAACAAGUUUUCCAAAAAUCUAAGCAGUACAUGCAUGUCGGUGAUAUUCUCCAACACAGACAAAAAUUCAAAACAGACGCAACUCGUCUUAGUGACUGGAUUCAACAAACUAACGAAACACUGUCAAGAACCAACAUAAAAGAUUCAAAGGAUAUUAAAAGAAGUGAAAAUGACAUCAAACAAAUUGCAUGUGAAAUUGAGUGUAUGGAGGAACUCUUCAAAUCUAUCAGCAGAAGUUUUCAAGCACUAAUAAAGGAAUAUUCUAGAGACGAAGUUGAUAAAAUGAUGAACUUAAUGAAAAAAGAAAAGGAAGCCCUGGUUUGUAUCAGGGCACAAAUUCCUAUUAAAUUACACCUUUUUCAUCAAAUUUUAACACAGCAAGAAGCAUUAGAAUGCGGCCAAAAAGAAAUUUCUAACUGGUUAGAUGACGCAGAAAGCCUUUUAAUAUCGUAUGCAUUUACCAACGAUCCUGCGCAAACGGAUAACAACAUGGUGAAACACAAAACAUUUUUUAGUCGCACACUGUACUACAAAUCAAUGUUAGAAAGCAAAAAUAAUGUUUUUCAAAACCUCCUUAAAUUGUCGAACACAGACAAAAGUGUUGAUCUUAGUGACACAUCCACUGUAAUGAAGCAGUUAAAUGAACGAUUUACCUACGUAAUAAAUAAUGCGAAUGAUUGGGAGUACAAACUUCAAGAAAAUAAAAAAAUAUGGGAAAAUUUCACCGCUUCGUUAAGCAAAGUUGAAAGCUUUCUAAGGCAAUCAGACUUAUGGCAAAAUACUCUUACCGCCAUAGAGAAAACCAGCGAUAUUGAGAAUCAGCUAGAUUUUUUCAAAAAUGUGGACCAAUCAAUGAUUGGUCAACUUGAAAUGCAUACUGAAGAACUUCUGAGGUUUCUACCACCUCAAGAACAAAUCGAGUUGAUCACAAAAGUGGAAACGAUUCAAAAGCAAUGGAGUGAUAUUAUUACCAAGAUUCCCCGCCAUUUAUUGAAACUAGAAUUCAAAACAAAUGAGAUCAAAUUCAACAAUUGCAUUCAUGAAAUUGAAAAAGAACUUAAUGCUGAAGAACAAGCUUUCAAUUAUAAAGCCAAUUUUGAAACAAUUCUUCAACGCAAUGAAAACUUUUUCCAAAUAAAUGAUCUACAACAAGUGGAAAAAUUAUUGGCAACGCUUGAGAGAAUAAACUGUGUAUACAUGGAGCAAUUCCCAAAUGACAUGAUUUUAUUCCAUCCAUAUCAAAAAGCCAAUGACAAAUGGAUUGCAAUAUGUAAACGAGUUGAAAACGUUAAGAGUAUUCUCUACAAAAUUCCAGCCCAAUGGGAGGCUUAUCAUGCAAAGUUCAACGAAAUGAACUCCUGGAUGGAUUCUGUUGAUCAAUCACUGAAAAAACUUAUUGUUGAAAAGGAAUCUGCAGAGCAAUUUGAAGCAGAAAAAAUUGCAUUUCAGAAAAUCUGUUUUGACGCCGAUGCAAAAAAAGAAAACAUGAAAUGGUUGGUAAAGACUUUAGAUUAUUUGUUGAAUCACACAAACGAAGAACAAGCUAGCCUAGAGCAAGAUAAAAUUGAAAAGCUAAUAGCUCGAUAUAAAAUUCUUAUACCAAGCAUCGAAACAACCAUGAUUAAAGUUGAAACAUAUGCUAAAUGCUACACAUAUCGCGCCGAAACGAGAGAAGUGUGCAAUCUAUUAAACAAAAUUAAGACACAAAAUCAAGAUUCACCUGCCCCAGAUAGCUUCCGAAAAGUUUGUGAAAUGAUUGAAGAGCAAAACUUCUCGAUUAGAGAAUUAGAUAAUCAACGGGCCCAUAUAAUGAACAUAAUACAGCGAGGUAAAGAUUUAGGGAAAAAUACGAAUUCUCCUAACUUUAUCAGUCAAGAAGUUGACAAAUUAGAACAAUGCUGGAACGAAACAUACAAUGAAACGGCUUCUAAGAUUAAAUCUUUAAUGGAAGUUCAAAGAGUAUGGAAUUCUUAUAAUGAACAGAAAGGAAAAAUAGUCGAUUUAUUACACAAUGCUGAACUGGAGCUUAGAUCUACCACCCCAUUGCAAACGAAUCCUAAAAAUGUAACUGAAGAUUUAAGUGCUAAAAAGCAUUUGGUAAUUAAUCUACAUCAAGCAUUAUCAAAAUCCCUUUUAUUAUUGAACGAUUUAUGUCGCGAUUUGAGCCAAUCUAUUCCAAUUACUUCUAAACAUGCAAUAGAAAAAGAAAUAAGUGACCUUGAAAAAAAAGUUAUAAGCACAACCGAUUUCGUUGAAAAACGAAUAGACUACCUUGAAGAUUAUAACAACAAAUGGAAUGAAUAUAAAACCCGUUUAGAAAGCCUUAAAAGCUGGGCAAAUAAUGUGUACCCAAAAAUGGUGGCAGCAAUUAAGCAACCUCAUAUUACACCAGAGGACCGUGUUAUCAAAACAACGCAACUGGAGAACGUGCUCUCUGAGAAAAUGAAAAUUCUAGACAUAUUGAAUGCUAGUACAUCAGAUUUGGCAUCCAAAGAAGGUAAUCUUGAUGAAAUGAAGCGACUAAAGAGUGAAGUUAUACAACUCUGUGGAACAUUCAGUGAACUAAACAAAAUUGUUAUCACAGAAAAGGCUCACGUAGAUAAAGAUUUAGAAAAUUGGAAAAAAUUCGGUCAUACUGUCGAGGACAUCAAACUAUGGACAGAGCAGGCUGAAAAAACACCUGAUCUAGAGCACAAUAAAGUAACAACUUUCACUGAAGCAAAUCAGCUAAAAACAAAUCUAGAUUCUCUAAAUGAACAAUGCAAAUCUAAAAUAUGCGAUUUAAAAGAUGUAGCCAGUAGAUGCAACACCAUCCGGUAUGGAAUUAAACCAACCGAGGAGUUGGAUAGAUGUUUUGUAAAACUCAAUGACCUUUACGAAAAUUCGCAACACAUAAGAAAUAAAGUAGAUAAAUUGAUACAAAACUGGUCCGUACUUGAAGACGAGCUAAGUAAGCUCGAAUGUUUUGUAGUUACAUCUCAAAAGAAACUUGAAAACAUUUUAACUGAACCAGCAAAUGAAUUACCAAUCGACAAACUGGAAGAUAAAAUCAAGAUGUUAAAGCUACUUAACAAUGAGGUCUCUGAGCAACAGGCUAAACUUAUCACAUUGGUGCAUCUCUUUGAUCAAAUGAACAAUAAUUUGUCGGAUGAAGGCAUAAUGGAUAUAAAAAAUAAAUUAAAUAAACCAAAAGACACUUUAUCUAAAAUCAGUGGACGUUUGCGUGAUCUGAUCAACAACUAUUAUGAAAAAAUUAUUGUACAGCAAAACUUUAAUGCACUUAUGAGUGAAUUCAGUGAUUGGAUGGAUCAGAUGAGAAUUGGUUUAGCAGAAUCAGAAGAAACAGCGAUCGAUGAAAUAGAUCUUGCUCUACAAAACGUUCAGUACUUAUUGCAACAACAUGCAAAUAAAAACGACAUGUUCGACAAAAUUUACUCGCAUGUGAAAGAACAGAGUUUAACCGAUUCAGUGAACGACAACUCGGUGCUUAAUGAGACAUAUUCAUCAUUAGCAAGUAACUAUCAAAAUCUUGAAUCCAGCUUGGAAAAAUCAAAACAAUUUUUACAAAGAUGGUCUGAGUUUUCACACUGGGCCCAAAAUACUAAAGAUGAAUUAAAUGAUUUAGAAGAUGCCAUUGAGUCUGAUAAUAAAUUAACGGACCAUGAUUUGAGCCCAGUUGACAACAAAUUGUCGAAUAUCAAAAUAAGUAUCGCUAAAUGGAGAAAGGAUAUUAUUUCCUUAGAACAUCAACCAUGCAUUAAAGUUUGCGACCAACUAAAUAAGCCAAUCAAUGCAGUUGUACUGAUUGUUGACUUAGAAAAUAAAUUAGCGAGUAUUCAAUCUCAAGUGGAUGUUAAGAAAAAAGAAAUACAGGAAACAUACAACAGAGCACAAAGCUUCAAAGACUUGUAUCAAGGGAUGAUGAAUAGUCUAAGCAAAAUCUCCAACUGCUUGAAGAAUAUUACAGAAAAAGUUAAAUUAAGCAACAUCGAUGAAUGUUUGGAAGAAUUGACGGAUUUGAGGGAACAAAUCGAUCAAGUAGGCUCAGUCAAGAUACAAAUUCAAUAUGAUGGUAAUGCUUUAUUAAAACAAAAUGCGGCCCCUGCGCUUAAUGUCGAAGAGAGAAUAGCUGAACUCGAUAGGUGUUUAACUAGUGUUCGAAAUAAAGCAGACAAAAUAUUCAAUGAUUUCACAAGCGUAAUUGGCUCCUAUAACGAAUUCAGUCGAAAUAAUUUAAGUUUUCGAAAUGAACUUAAAAAUAUGAGCUUUAUUAAUGCAUCCACCGCUCUUACGUUCAAUGACAAACAUACGUUAAUUGAAAGUUUGGAGAAACUUAAAAAUACUUCAAUCACAAUGAAAAAUAUCAAAAAAACUGGUGAUAUUGUAGCUAGCAAAGGAGACGAAGUGGGUAAAAUUUUUCAAUGUUACAAUCCUCAAGACUGCGAAAACAUAUUUAAAAGCAUAACACAAAACAAUGAAGAACUGAAAGAUAGUCUGCAGACACUGAUCGAUAGCAGCAAUUUAUUAGAUCAACGAUUAUGUCUUUAUAAAGAGAUCGAAGAUCUUUACCAAAAUAUAGCAACCUGGUUGGACAAGACUCAAACUCAAUUAAGCCGAUCCUCGGAUAACCCGACAGAAAUUGAACACAGAAUCUCAACCGUUAAAGCAGAACUACCUACUUAUCUAUCGCUUAAAGAGAACUUUACUAGUCUCAUUGCUACUUUCAAGCAUUCUAAUAACAAUGUACUCCCUAAAGAUAUUACAGAAAUGGAAGAAAAAUUGGACAACUUAUUUGCUGAAAUGAAUUGUAAGGAAUGUGAACUUUCAGCUAGAAUAUCUGAAUAUGCAGCACAAGAACGAAAUAUGAAAGACUACAUACGCAUUAUAAUAGACAAUCUUUAUAGUAUUCGCGAGGAAAUUAUUCAAAAUGACGAUAGUAGCUUUGAUAGUAUCAAACAGUUGCAGAGUCUUGAUAAUUUGAAAAAGAUUAGGCAGAAACUUAAUCUACUAGGGGUGAAAUUAACUGAUCUUAAAAAUGAUUUCAUAUGCGUUGAAACAAAAUUCAAUUCAAUUAAAGAAAGCACGAUUAACAAAGAAAUCAAAAACUUGGAACAGCGAUUUGGAUGCACACUGAAUAGCUUAAAUGAAGUGGAAAGUAAAUUGAGUAAACUAGUUGAACAUUCAUUUAGGGAGAAGCUUUUGUCAUUUAGUAGACUCAUAUCUUCUCAUGCUGAGAAAGCAAAAUGGUGUUACCCAGAAGCCGCAAGUGACAAGCACAAUUUAGAGACGAAAAAAUGCUCGCUGGAAGAUGUUAAGAAAUUUAUUUCUGUCAAUGAAUCUGUAAUGAACGAAAUAUCAAACACACUUCAAUCAAUCGCUAUUUUAUUUAACCCAUCCAAAGUAGCAUCUCUCAACGAACUGAAGUGUGAAAUCGAGCAUGAAUUGCAGCAUUUAAAAACUACAUGUACUGAAAUAGAAGCUGACUUGAACGAAAACAUACAAUUAUGGCAACAAUAUGAGGUGAUAUCUGGAGAAAUAAUACAAUGUCUUAAGAACCUGGAACAAAAACAUAAAAUGGAUACAAUAUUAUUGAUAGAUUUAGCCAGUUUGAAUGACAAAGUUGAAGAAAUUAAUAACACCUACGAUGCUUUAAAAGAGUUCGAACCUAAAUUAAAAUUAUUGCAAGCGAUUGCCAAUUCAAUAGAAAAGUUAAAUCCGGAUUCAAGGGUUUUGAUGUUAGUGCAACAUCUUCUAGCAAAAUAUAACACGUUCGAUAAAUAUUUCUCGAAGAUGUUAGAUCGAUUACACGAUAUCCAGUCCAGAAAUAAUAAAUUUAAGCAAGAAGUUUGCAAAGCUCGUAACUGGAUUGAACGUAUGGAACAACAGAAACCUAUGUCGGACGGCUCCUCUGAAAAGGUAUAUGAGGAAUUGACUAACCGACGUGCCACAAUUAUGGGACAGGAAACUUCAAUCAAUGAAACGUGUUGUAUAGGAGAAAAUUUGUACGCCGAAGUAAGCUCUGAGAGCCGCGACAAUAUUCGAGAAGACAUAUUAUCAUUGAGAAAUGCAUUCCACUCACUAGCUGAUGAAUGCAACAUCGCAAUCAAGCGCAUCGAAAUUAAUAUCAUGAAUAAGAAGUCUAUCGAUGAAAGCUUUAUGCAGAUAUUUAAAUGGCUGUCAGAUUUACAAAAUAAGUUAUCUAACCGACCUGGACUUUAUACAACUCUACAAGACAAAAAAGCUGCAUUUUCAAACUACAAUACCAUGUUGAACGAUGUCAAGUUCCAUGAAACUAGUUUUGAACAGUUGCAAUCCAAGUUAGCGUCGCUAUCGCCCGCUGAUUUCACUGAUCAACUAUCCGAAGCUAGAGAGAAAUUCAGACUAAUUUUUAAUGAUUUAACUACCAACCUACGCUCAUUGGAAGAUUAUGUCAAUAAGCACACGCACUUCGAUAGUUUGCUAGAAAAAUCUAGAAACAAGUUAUACAGAUUACAAUCUCAAAUUAGUGAUAUACUGACCAACCACGAGCCAAAUAAAUUGCAAAUUGAAGAAAAUUCGAUAAUCCUCGAAAAUAUACUCGCCGAAGAAGAACUCGUAUAUGACAACUUAAAUGAAUGCUUUAACCAGCUUACAUUAGUUUUGGCCCAAACCCAUGAAAAUGGGCACUCUGAACUCUUAAGAGCAUUUGAAGGUAAUAAACAAGACUGGAAACAAUUUUUUGAAAAAUGCAAAACAAGUCAACAUAAGCAAAACGAAAUGCUUUGCCUAUUAGAAAAUACUAUAAAGCAAUUCGAUGAUAGUCUUGCGAAACUGAGCAUAUUCAGAGAAACAAUAAAAGAACAAUCGUUUCAAAUUCCUUCACUUGCGAAUCAAAAAUGUAUUGAUAUGUUAAAUCAAAUUAGCAACCAAAUCAACGAUUACGGAAUGGAUAUCCGAAAAAUUAUUGACGGUUGUCACCCAAUUAAAUCAAAUAACGAUAUCACGAAUAAAAUAACGCAACUGCAAACUGAAUACCGUUCUAUCACAAAUUUUUGCUCAGAAGCAGUUGAAAAAGCAAAAACUGCCGUCAACGAACAAUCCGAUUUUAACCAAGGGUUUGACGAAAUCAUGAAUACUUUGAGAAAAAAUAUAGCAUUACUUCAAGAACAUAAGCAGCUGGUAGGUGAUUUGAACAUACUGCAAAAUCGUCAGUUGCUUUUAAAAGAAAUAGCUUACAAACGAUUAGAUUACAGCAAUAUUCUUGAAGAUGUUUUUAUCAAGGGUGAAAAAAUGUCCUCCGAAGGACGUGAAAUUGUACGACAUAAACUAGCAGAGCUCAGAAAAUUGUGGGAUCUUUUUACAGACGAGUUAGAGAUAGUAAGUCAAAAAGUUGACCUGUGCGUUCUCCAGUUUGGAGAAUUUAGUGCACAACAAGAGCAACUAUCGAAAUGGUUGAAGGAUAUUGAACAUUCAAUGAAAGCAAACGCAGAAUUAAAAUCAAAUAUUCAGGAAAAAAGAACUCAAUAUCAAAACCAUAAACUGAUCCAUCAAGAAGUUCUUUCUCAAACCGGUUUAUUAGAAUCCGUGUGUAACAAAGCACAGCAAUUAUUGACAUUGAUACAAGAUCAACACUUGCAAACAUAUUUAGUAUCAAUAAAAGAUACUUUCAAAAACAUCGUUCAGAAAUCAAAUGAUCUAUUAAAUUACUUGGACAACGGUGUAAAUGCACAUGCAAACUUUGAAGUUUCCAGUAUGAAACUCAGAAAUUGGAUCACUGAAGAACGAGCCAAGGCUCUGGUUUGUGAAGACGGUGGAGGUGAAAAAAAUGAAAUUUUAAAACGAAUAGAAACUCUUAAAAACUUAAAAUCAGUCAGACUAAAAGGUGACGAAAUGUUUAAUCAGCUCUUGAAAUUACAUGAAAUCAACCAAACUAGUACGGCAGCAUCAGGAAUUGUAAUUUUAGAGAAUGAAAUAGAAAAAAUUAAAAACGAAUUGAACGAUUUAUAUAUGAAAAUUGACGAACAAAUCACACAUCAGAAUAGUUUACUUUCGAGCUGGUCACAGUUUGAUAAAGAUCUAGAUGUGCUUACAAAAUGGUGCCGAUCAAUGGAAGCAAUUUUUCGAGAACAGCAAUUAUUCGACUCAUUGCAAACGAAAAGAAAUCAUUUACAGAUAUAUAAAAAUAAUCUCAACUUGGUCAUUGAAAAGAGAAAGGAUAUUGAUGAUUUUGCAACUAGUGCUCAAACCUUAUUUAACAAGACAGGGGUUGAAAAAAUUAAAUUUUACAUCAAUCAAUUGAUCAAUCGUUACCAACUGUUACAAGUUUUAAGCAAGGAAGUUACUAACAGGAACGAAAACAUAGUAACAGAUCACAUUACUUACGAUGAAAAGUUGUCAGCAUGCAACGUGGCUAUUGAUACCAUUAAUAGUGAUGUAGAUGUGAUUUCAAAGGAAAAUAUAUUAUCGCAAAAUGGCCCUCUAUUGCAAAAAAUUGACCUUGAAAAGGAUAAAAUUGAAAACAACUUGAUAAGUCUCGUAGCAGCACACGAAAAAGUUUUACCAGAGACUAACGCUCAAGGACGCGAGAAGUUACGAGAGGAUAUAAAAAAUAUCAAGGAACGAUGGAGUAAUGCAUUAGAAGCAAUAAUUAAUCUGAAAAAACAGUGCGAUGUAAGAACUGUUCAGUGGUCUUCAUAUCAAGAAAUACUCCAGCAGCUGCUGACUUGGCUAGACCUAACUGAAAGCAAAAUAGACCUAAAUGAUUCACAAAACUGGACUUCAACACAAGAAAUUCGAUCGAAAUUGUUCAAAUAUAAAGCAUUGUUGCAAGAAAUUAUGAGCCAGAAACGUAUGAUUGACUCACUCAAUGAAAAAGCAAUACAAGUAUCAAUUGAUAAAGACAGGGAUGUUACAGCAAAAAUUCAAUCAGUCAACGAACGAUAUGAAAGACUGAAAAAAUCCACUACUGACACAAUCGGUAGGUUAGACCAUGCACUAUCGAUUUGCGUUAAAUUCAAUGAACUUAACAAAUUACAUCUUGAUGAGCAGGAAGUUUUAUUGGCAGAUUUGAAGCAAUUAUCAGAUGUUUCAGGGAGCAGAAAAAUGGUUAAAGAUAAAAUUCAAAGAGUCCUCGAAUUGCAGAAUAUAGUUCCAACCAGGAAAGAAAAUUUGGACAAUUUGAGAAAACUAAUACUUGACAAUAAGGAUCUUAUUUCUUGUGGAGUAACUAGUAAUAUGGAACAUGAUUUACAAAAAAUUCAAACAGAAUUUGACAAUUUCAAUACUUCCAUAAACGAUACUUUAAAACUAUUGGAAAAUAGACUCGCACUGUGGGAUAGCUACCAGCAGCAGUUAGAUCAUAUAAACAACGCAUUGGUGGAUAUAGAAGAGUCCAUGCGAAGCUAUAGUUUGAAAAACAGCUUACUUGAAAAACAACAACAGCACGAGUUAUAUCAAACAUUGUGCGGAAAAAUGAAACAAAUCAAUCAUUUAUUCGAUAACCUCUUGGAUAAAUCAACAGAAUUGCUACAUAGCAGUUGUGAUGCAAAGAUUGCUUCGAAUAUGCAACAAAUGAAAACAAAGAUGCAGACUACAGAAAAUACAGUAAAAGAUAUUGCAAAAAUAUGUGAUCAAGCGUUUCAAGAGCACAAGAUUUUUAAAGCAAAAUAUGAUGAAUGUGACCAAGCUCUCGAUCAAACAAAGGAUUUGUAUGAAAACAAUAUAUUGAAUUGUUCCGAUAUACCAGAUGCUAUUCAGAAAAUAGGCGAUUUGAUAUCUAAACAAAAUGCAAUGAGCGUCCAAUGCGGUCGCGUAUCUGAUAUGGGAGAUAUGCUAUAUUCUACUACCGCUACUGAAGGCCAGCAGAGCAUUCGGACAGACAUUCAAAAACUACAACAAAAGCUUGAUCGCAUAUUCGACGAAAUAAACACGUAUUAUAAAACUUGUGAAACUCGGUUAUCUAGGCUCAAUAUAUUCAAUGACAAACUUGAGCAAAGCAAGAAGUGGUUGGAAAGCUUGUGUGAAAAUCUUUCACAUGAAAUAAUUUUAAAACCUACACUCGACGAGAAAAUUGGUCAACAGCAAGCAUAUAUAGAAAUGUCCAGUGAACUCAAAAAUUAUACACCGCAAGUGGAUAGCUUAAAGGAUUUAGCAGGCAAUAUUGACGAACAAACAAACAACAUAAUAUCUAGUUUGGAUCAGUUUAAUAAAACUUUCAAUACAUGUGUUGAAAGAUGCCAGGCUUUCGUAGAAGCGUACGACAAAAUAGUUAAUAACCAUCGGCAAUACUGCAAAGCAGUAAUGGAGACAUCCGAUUUCAUUGAUGCAAAUCACAAUACAAUUGAGCUCUGGGGUGAAACAGACCUUGAUCAAGUCUCCCUAAUCACCAAUUUAGACCGAUUAGUCGAUUUGAAAAAAACAAUCAUAGGAGAAACCAACAGGAUAGAACAACUUCGUCAGUUAGGCAACGUAACAAUUCCGGAUACAAGUGAUGACGGACAGAUCAACAUUAGGACACAGAUAGACAUAUCACAACAAGAGUGGGAAGGACUAUUAGUUACAAUGGACUCGACUAUCGAAAAAAUUCAAUCUAAAAUAUGCGAAUGGAGUGAUUAUGAAAACAUGCGGACUAAUUGUAUCGAAUGGAUGAGGUCUGUCGACUCGAGCAUACACUCCAUCGAUCUAAAGGCUACAUUAGACGAGAAAAAGGCAACAUUAGAUUAUCUUAAAACUCUUCAAGGUGAAGUAAAAGCUAAAGAGCUUGAGAUCGACUCUUUUACUGAUAGAGGUCAACAGCUGUAUGUAGGGUAUUUAACAAGCAGAAGCUCUCAAGUGUCAGAGUUAGCAAUUAAAUACCAACAAACAUCAAGUCGUGUAAAGGAACUUACGAGCCGAUGGCAACAAUAUGUUAUAAGUCAUCAAGAACUGUCAGCGCAAAUUGAAAACCAUAGGCAAUGGCUGAACGGAAUUAAAGAAAAAAUAAAUUAUUGCUCAGACACCACAGCAACCACAGAGAAGGAAUUACAAAGCAAAAUGAAAAUCAUUCAAGAUUUAUUAAUUAACAAAGAUGAGGGUACUGCUAGGAUGCAGGCGAUCAUUGACUUAUCGCAACAAGUGCUAUCGUGCACAACACCUACAGGACACGAUUCCAUAAACCGCUCAAUAUCGUCGCUGCAAGAUGAAUGGUCCGCUAUGAGUUUAAAAAUGAUUGACGUCAAAUCACUUUUGGAUGAAGCUCUCAACCAGUGGUCUGGUUUUCUGGACCAAGUAAGCGAUUUGAAAGCGAAAAUCGAAUGGAUAGAGAAAGAAUUUGCAUCACUUUCAGAGCUCCAAAGCACUAUGGCUGACAAACGGGCUCAAUUGGAUAAAAUUAAAAAUACAGAGGAAAGAAUUCGCAUUGAAAGGAUUGAAAUUGAGCCUUUACGCCAAAAAGUAAAAGAAAUGACUUGUUCAGGUCAGAAAACUCAAGCGGUAUCUGCUGCUAGUCAAAUCAUCGGGAAGUUUGAUUAUAUCACCGAGCAAAUCAAUAAAUUACUGAAUGACAGAGAGGAUCAAUAUCGUGAUCAUCGGCUUUACAAAGAAGCAUACGACGAUCUUACUAGUUGGAUUAAUCGAGCACGGGAAAAAAUACCCUGUGCCAAACAGCAGUCAUUAAGUGAUAAGUUAACCAUUGAUAAUGCAAUCGCACCGCUAGACGCUCUUUUAAAUAAAAAGGCUCAAGGUGAACUAUUGGUUGAGCAACUGGUUCAUACAGGUGAGGUAGUAACGGCUUCAACUUCUGUCUCAGGAAAACAGAUAAUUAAUACUGAUAUCAGCGAACUAAAAAGUAAUUUUGAAAAGCUUUUCCAAGAAAUAGAAUUACAAAAACGAAAUUUUGAAAAAACAAACACUUUACUUCGAGAAUACAAAGAUGAAUACGAACGUCUUUCAGAAUGGUUGCAGCAGAUUGAUAUUAUUGUGAAAAAUAAUAAAUUGGCCAUGUCCUCAAAUAUUCAAGAUAAGGAAAAACAAGUAAAAGAUAUGCGAGACAUAAUAGCUAAAUUAAACGAUGGAAGUGUAGAGCUGGAUAAAUUUAAUUUGUUUGCGGCCCCACUUUUGCAAUCACAUCUGGAUUCCUAUAUAAGUAACCAAUUAAGGCAUCUUAAUUCUCGCUAUCAAGUACAAAUGAAUAUUACCAAAGAUGUACUUAAGAAAGUAGAAUCGAACUAUGAACUCCACAAAGAAUACGAUAAAAACUUAUUGGAAGCAACUCGUUGGAUAGAUAAUGCGAAGGAAAUAGUCCGUUGUUCCACUGAGAAUACCGAUCAUGUAAGCAAAGAAAAUCUAGAGAAACGACUUGAAAAAAUCAUUGAUCUGAUCCAAAAUCGCGAACAUGGACAGUCCCUCGUGAACAAUACAAUUAACCUAGGGGAGAAAGUAUUAAAAACGACAAAGUCAGAUGGAAAGGAAAUAAUUAACAAUGAAAUUAAAGAAGUGCAAAAUAACUGGGAUCGUAUUGUUAAAAAAAUGUCAACAGCGAAAGUUCAUUUAGAGACAAGUUUACUGCAAUGGGCGGAUUAUAACUCUAGCUAUAACCAUCUACAACAAUGGAUACAGGACCGAGAAUCUAAACUGCAACGAGUUUCAGAACAAAAAACCGUUAGAUUCAAAACUGGAACACCCACUAGCAUUAGUACAGGAUUAAAUGAAAGAAGAGCGAAUUUGCGCCAGGCCAAUGAUAUCGUACAAGACAUUGUGUCGUUUGAACCGAUGAUUCAUUCAGUAGCUAGUAAAGCUUCCGAUUUACAUCAAAUAUCUCCUGCAUCGGAAAUAUCGAAAAAAUAUGAAAAUCUUAGUACGCAAGCAAAAGAACUUUUUGCUAAACAAAAAGAAACUGUUGAGAUGCAUCAAGCUUUUAUUGAUUGCAGCAACGAAUUUGCUGCCUGGAUUCGGCUGGCAAAGGAAAGUUUAAAUAAAUGUUCCGAUCCUAGAGGCGACAGAGAUUCUCUGGUAUCAAAACUGACUCAAUUGAAAAUUCUUGAUAAAGAUGUAAAUGUCGGACAAAUAAAGCUUGAAAAGGCACUAGAACAAGCGGAUAUAGCAUGUCGAAAUAUUCAGACCGAUGAAUGUGAAGCCAUAGAGAAAGAAGUGGCAGUUCUCCAAGAAGAAUUCGAUAACUAUGUCAUGGCUUUAAAACGAAUCAGUGCUGCUUUGGAAAAUGGAAUUGUUCGAUGGAAAGAAUACGAUAACCAUUAUACGGGAGCAUUCAAUUGGUUGGACAAAUUAGAGCAGGAAAUUCAAUCUUAUAACAGAAUGCAGAACUCCUUAGAACAAAAAAAAAUUGUGCUGGAGGAAUUUCAAGAAAAGUUACAAACACUUUUCGAUUGGCAGAAAGAACUAGACAAUUUGAAUAUCAAAGCCCAGGUUCUUUUAGAUAUUUGCGCCGAUACACGAGUUAGCAAUGGUAUAACACAGCUCACCACCAAAUAUAACGUUUUGAUAUCUAUAGCGAAAGAAAUUAUGCGGCGUUUAGAAUUACAUUACCAAGAACAUCAGCAACAUAAUACCUUAUUUGGAGAAUGUCAAGAUUGGUUAGAUCGUAUCCGUGAAAAACUAAAUGAAUGUAAUGCUACUCCACAGACAAUAGUUGAAACACAAUCAAAACUAAAUAUAAUAAAAGGUAUCCGUCAAAGUCUCGAGCAGGGUCAAAAUAAACUACGAUACUUAUUUGAACUUAAAGAAAAAAUUAUGAUAAGUACUGAAUCAAACGGCGCCACAAAAAUAGCAGAGGAUACAGAUGGGUUGAAAAUAGAAUACGAAUCAUUAAUGUCAGAGAUAAAUGAGAUCAGGCAAAGAUUGUUAGGACAUUUGUCAAAUCUUGAAGAUGUUUGUAAGUUUGUAAAAACGCUUACUGAAUGGAUAGAAGAGGUACAUAAGAAAAUAGAUGAUGGAACUGUAUCAAUUGAGUUCUCAGAUAAACGGGCAGUUUUAGAAAAACUUAGGACCAUUCAACGAGAAACUACAAAUUAUAAUGACGUCAGUGACAAAAUUAAAGCUAAAAUUUCGGAGAACACUGCAUUCGCUAAUGAAAAUUGCCACAAAAUUCUAAACGAGUAUGCAGCAUUAGUAGGUAGAGUAGAAAAUGAAAUCGAACGUUUGGAAAAUCAAGUCAGCAAUUACGAAAAGUUUAGGCAAGGAUUGCAAGAACUAUAUGAUUGGAUGAAACAUACACGCCAAAAUAUCGAAAAGCUUUCAGAUUAUCACGGCGAUCGUGAACAUAUUGUGGAAAAGUUAGAUAAAGUCAAAAGUAUAGAAUUGUCUUUGUCGGAAGGAAAAGUUUUACUGGAGAACGCUAACGAAAUCGGUAACAAUUUACUUGCAAUUCUUGAUCAAGAUGGACAUGACGCUGUAAAACGUGAAAUAUCACAAGCGAAAUCCGACUGGGGAGAAAUUGAGAUUUUUUCAAAUACAAUAUGCAAAGCGUUAAAUGAUGUGCUGGCCUCAUGGGAGAGUUUUUAUGAGAAAUCAAACAACUUAAGCUCGUUUAUACUCGAAUUUAAAGGAAAAGUGGUUGCCCUGGACGAUCCCAACAUUGCCGAGCAAGAAAAUAACAUAAAAAGUCUAAAGCAUAUUUUGGAAAUAAUAUUGACCAAGAAGUCUUCUGUCGAAGAACUUAACGAUAUAUGCGAAGCAUUAGUGGAGAAAAGUGCUUGCCCUACUGUACGAGAUCAAACCGUUGAUCUUCAAAAAAGUUACUCAUCACUACUAUCAAACCUGCAAGGACUCAUAGCCAAACAGGAGAAAAAUGUUGCAAGUCAUACCGAGUAUCUAUAUUAUAAAGAAGAGCUUCAAAAAUGGAUCGAGGAUGCAAAUCAAGCCAUUACUGCGUCCCAAGUCAAAACUUCCGAUGAUUUACCAGAUACAAAAAGAAAAAUUGCAAAUAUGCAAAAUCUUUCGAAUUCUAUCCCACAAGGCACAAAGCUUUUCGAGAUGUUGCAGGAUUCUUUUACAAAAUCUUCGUAUUUGCACUCCGAACAAAAACAAACAGAUAUGUUCCAGAGCAUUUCAGACAUAAGAGAUGCUCUUGACUCAAUUAUUCUGAAAAUCGGCAGUACUUUAAAUGAUUUGAAUGUCAGGUGUAAUCGGUUGGAGUUAUAUGAAGAUCUAAAAAAACGAAUAUCCGACUGGUUAAAUAUUACAGAAGGCGUUUUCAAAACACUCCCAGAAACGCAUGGGGAAAUGAGCGAUGUAAGAACAGUUUUAGAACGAAUCAAACACAUACAAAAUGAAAUUUUAUUCAAACAAACGGAUUUAGAAAAUAUUAAUCUUGAAGCAAAUAACCUUUUUGAUGCAAAUAGAAGCUCUAUUGAAAGUGAUAGUGUAAAUAACCUCACUCAAAGAAGCUUGAAAUUAAACGAACAAUGUGGUUAUUUUAUUGAAUCCCUGCAAGCAGAGUUAGAAGAUCAAAUGGCCUAUUACCAAAACUUGCAAGAAAUUGAAAAAUGGCUUUUGCAGAUUUCAUUUCAACUUAUGGCCCAUAAUUCUUUAUACAUUCAUAACAGAGAACAAACUGUCGAACAGAUUACGCAGCAUGAAAAACUUCUUGCAGAAAUCCAGAAUUAUCAAACAAAUAUUGACGACAUAAACGUUAAAGGACAAUCACAGAUUGAUCGUUACGUACUCGCAGCACCAGAAAUCAAAAAUAAAAUUGAAAGUCAAAUGAAAAACAUUCGAGAUAGUUAUAAUUCCUUAUUAAAUACAUCCGUGCAAAUUAAAAAUCGUUUACACGAUUCACUAAACAAAUUUCAAGAAUAUGAAAACACUUUAGAUGACAUAAUUAACAAUCUGAAUAAAAUGGAACCAGAGAUACAGAACGAAAAACAAAUCGAAAUAGCUAAUCACGAGCAUGGUAAAACAGUACUAGAGAAAUCACAAAUGUAUCAACACAAAUUACAUCUGGAAAAAAGUCGAUUAAUUCACGCUAUCCAAGCAUGUGAAGCAGCUACCGCCAGUAUAAGCCGUCCAAGUUCACCAGUAGAGAUAUCCCAUCAAGUCGUCCCAGAAAAGGAGUUGAUGGUUCGGGCACGCUUGGAGGACGUAAUUGAUGAAGUUCAGACUUGGAUUACAGAACUUAUAUCUAUCAUCAAUGAGUUUGAGAAGCAACUAAAAGAAAAGUGUGACUUAGAACAGUGGAUUGAGAAACAAAACAUUAUCGUCGGUGACUGGCGGUUAAAACCGAACAAAUUUCGUGCUGAAGCAGCCGAGAUUGAAUUGCGACAAAUGAAAAAUUUGCUUGGAGAUAUUACUAGAAAAAAAGAAGAAUCGCAAGUUCAGGAUGCAACAUUGUUAAAUGAAUUGGAAAAAUUACAUAGAAACCUUGAACUAGCAAUUGCUGAAAAGGUUGAAAAUCAACUCACCAUCGAUAAAUACAGAAAACAUCAUAGCGCAAUUCAAAACCGAUUAGAUUCCAUCAGCCAGCAAAUUGAUAAUACUGAAAAAGGCAGUGGAUUGAAUUGUAAGCAGAAGUUGGAAAAAAUAUUGAACAUAAACGAUCUUCUAACAAGUGAUAGUGACGAAAUUGCCGUUUAUAAAGAAAGCGCUUCGCAUGCUGCUAAGAUUGUAAACAAUUUAGAUGGUCAGCAAAUUGCAGAACAUGUUAAAACAAUCGAACGCAGACAUUAUGACAUUAGUAAGCGAUUAUCUCGAAAACUGGAUAAUUUAAAUUCCACUAACAAAACGUGUACUACGAUUUCUAAUGAAUUAUCGGAAACUGAAGAAUGGUUGAUCCAUAAAUCUAAAUUUCUUGAAACACCGUACCUACUUGAAGCAGAUGUGAAAUCAGCUGAGACUCGACAGGAUAUACUUCAAAACUUGCUUAAAGAAACAGAAGGAAAACGGACACAUUUAGAUAUUCUUGGUAAAAGAUAUUCAAGUGUGCAAACUGAUUUAGAACCAGACGAAAAACUGGAACUUGAAAAAAAUAUGCAAGCAUUGAGUCAAAAGAUUAAUUUGUUAUCAAGUGCCAUUCGUAAAGAAAUUGAGAAAAAUGUUGAGGAUCUGUUAUGCCGCAGAAAUAUGCAAAACAAUUUCGAAAUGACUCGAACGUGGAUCAAAACCAAACAAAUGGAUAUCAACAAAAUCUCCGAUCGAAUUCCAUUAUUAGCAUCAAACGUGAAAUCAGAGAUAAAAUUAUGCCAACGCCAUGAACAUGCUAUAAAAGAAUUCGAAAGCAACGCUUUCAAAGAUAUGUUCCGACAAGCGAACGAAAUAAUGAAAGAAUGCUCUGAUGAUGGUCGUCAAAAACUGACAAAAGAUUUAGAAGAAAUUAGCAAGAAGUUGCAAACUCUAAUUGAAAGUUGUACCAAUAAGAUUUCUUAUAUGGAAAAAGAGCUACAUAAACGCUGUGAAUUCGAAAAAAGAAAAGAGCAGUUUUUAAAAUGGCUUAACGAAGCCGAAUCCAUUAUUUCACUAGAUCUAAAUACCACUGACCUGACAAUUCUCAAGGAACAACAACUCACAAUGAUUAACAUGUGUGAACAAUGUGCAGCUAUGAAGGAAUUACUAAAAGAGCUUGAAGAAUAUAAAACUUUGAUAGCUCCUACAUUGUGCCGUUCAGAUGAAAGUAACAUCAUAAGCCAAAUAAAGAUCAUCAACGAAAAAUGGAACGCUACUGAUAAUGCGUUGAAAAUUAAAAGAAAGAAACUCUGCGAUCAUAUUGAAGAGUACGAACUUGCAUUGGAAAAAGUAAAAAGCUGUACAAAAUUCCUGACUGAUGUCGAAAAGAACAUUCGAGAUAUCAAUAAACCAAUAGCAAGUAAAAUAGAAAACAUACAAGAUUUUCUAUUAUCGUAUGAAUCGAUUUUGGGCAGUCUGAGAGAUCGGAGGCUAGAAUUGAGUACCAUUUUGCUUGCAAACAUACCACACCUAAAAGAAAAUAAAAUAAGGAUAGAAGAAAUGAUUAAUACCAUAGAAGAACAGCUUAAGCGGCUAAGAACAAUGCUAAAUAUGAGAGAUCUGUUUGUCGGAGCUGUUAAUGAAGUUGUUAAAGCUUUGUCUAAAAUAAAUACUGAUUUCAACGAAGUAGACAAACUUGCUAGCGACGUGGACGAUCGUUUGAAUCGUUAUAUAGAAAUUUUUCACCAAAUAAAUCUAUGUACGACACUACUUGCAAAUGCGAGCGACAAAGGACGAGUCAUAGCAAAUGAAGGAACAGAUCUUGAUCGUCAAAACAUUGUAGAUCAACUGCAUUCUCUGCAAUUGCAGUUAGAUUCGAUUCGAAAAAGUAUUGAAAUCGAACAGGAUAAAUAUAGGAAACAACGCCAAUUUCAUCAUGCAAUUUAUAAAGAACUGACCACUCUCCUUGACUGGUUCCAGCAAAACAGUAAUCUUAUAAAAUCUCGUCCAUUAUAUAGUGAAGACAUAAAUGUAUCAGCUGGUCAUGUUGCCAGUAAUGAAAAGUUAAGCAUCCAAGCUCGCAAUCAUCUGAAUCAAACACAUGAGUUACUCAACAAAAUUAAAUUUGAAACUCACUUACCUACGGAACUACAACUCAAAGUUACACAAGCGAAAGAUUUCUUAACAAAUGUACCACCUGAAUUGACUGCACGCGAAUGUUACAUACAGGAAAAUCAUACACACCGCAAAGCGUUUAGUGUUAGUCUAAGCAAGCUCAAUGAUUGGUUCAAAGCGGCAGAAAAUCAAUUGUCACUACCCUUUACUUUUAACAUUGAUUUUAAUGAAAUAGAUUCAAAUCUGGCUGAUUUGGAAUCGUUUCUAAGAACAGAAACAGACAUACGAAACUUGUUAUAUCACGAUAUUCAAGAGCAAGCGGAUCAGUUCUGGCACACACUUGACAAUGUUGACCAAGAGAGGUGCUUAGCAAACCUAAAUUCCUACAAAACUAAACUUACCGAAUUAUUACAUCGAAGCGCAAUUAAGCAGAACGAAUUACUAAAAAACAAAGAUACUAUGCAGCGAUAUUCUACUCUACAUGAAAAAGUUUUACAUUGUCUUACUAAAAUCAAACUUAAUGACGCGUUAAUGGCAUUACCUACUCUUCCAGCUCGCAUAGAUCAUAUCAGCAGACUUCUAAAAGAAACUCAGGUCGAUCGAAACGAAUUAGAUGCGCUGAACGAUAUAUCAAAUAAUAUAAUUGCGCAAUUAAACCAAUACGAUAGCAAUAAAAUUCUUACGGAUAGCACUGAACUCAACCGCACUUGGACAGAAGACACUACGCUUCUACGAAACCAUCACGAAAAUUUGGUACAAUUGGAGCAUCAGUGGAAUCAAUUGGAAAGUAUUUUACAGGAGCUGGAAACUAAGCUAAACUACUUGCUGGAAAAGAAUAAAAGUUUAGAUUUUAUAGUCAAAUCCAAAGAAGACAUUUUGGCAAAGAAAGAAGUUCUAGAGAACUUACUGGAAGAUAAAAGUGUUAUUGAACAGUUAAAUAAGAAAGCAAACUCGUUGGCUAAAACGCUGAUUGUUGCAUUACGUGAUCAGCAUCUAUCACCACAUUCAUUAGAACAAAAAUUGAACCAUUUAAACCAGCUUGAUAUUGAGCUGUCAGAUGACCUGAGCACAAAACGUUUGUUACUGCAGGAUAAAUUGACAGAAAUUCAGCAUUACUCGGAGCAGUUAAAUACUUUGUGUACAGAAGUUAACCGACUAUUAGAAGAACUCCAAAAAGUUAAUACUUUUGAUGAAAAAAUAUUUAAAACUGAAACAGCUCUAAAAGAAAUUAAAACAAAAGCAAAGGAUUUUUCAGGCGAAAAAGAAAAAAUCAGUACGCAAAUUAGCGUUCAUUAUUUGGCGGUUCAACCGUUUAUUCCAGCAGAUUUAACUAGUCAAAUUAAUUCAUUGGAAAAUCUUUUAAGAAACAUAUUUUCACUCAUGGAAGAAUUCGAUCAAAGUUUCAAACGUGCAAAAACUGUGCGCACUGCAUACUUCGAACUAUAUGAUAGAGUUAAAACAUGGAUCGAAAAUGCAGAACUAACUAUUAGUAACCAUAAUAUAGAUCCCAGUGAGAUGAAAACAAAAUUAUUGAUUUUAAUCAAUAACGUUGAAGACGUUCAAUCGUCAUUUGAUAAACUUCUCUUGAAUGGUAAAGAAAUAAUUAAAAAUAGUUCCAGUAACAACGACAAAAUGACCAUGCAAUCAAAUAUGGAUCAGAUAUCUCAGGAACUUAGCAAAACAAUUCAACUGGUAGAAGAUAAAAACAGAACAAUUGAUCAUAUCCUUGGAAAUUGGGCAGAAUUUAUGCGCCUGUAUCAAUCAGUAGUGGAAUGGUCAUCGCGCACUCGUGAAUUACUAGAAAGAAAACUUCAACUUAAUUCAAUUCAUGAAGCGCACAUGGUUUGCCAGUAUUAUUCGAAUGCUGUUUUGAGUUUAAGUGGCGUUUCACAGCAUCUAAGCGAAAUGAAUCAUGAAUUCGAUAAGAUUAAUGAGGUUUGCUCAACUGGUUUUCUAAAACAAAAAAUGUACGAAGCCGAAACAGUUAAAGUUGAUAUAGAAACCGUGUUAUUGGAAAGGAACUUGUUCCUUCAAGAAACAACAGAAGAGUGGCAACAAUAUGAAAAUAAAAUUGAAAGUGUGAAGAAAUGGAUUAAGGAAUCCUAUGAGACAUUGGGUUCUACUGAGCUAAGGAUUAAGCCUUUGCGAGAUCAAAUCCGAGUACUCGAACAAAUGCUUGCUGAUAUUUCGGCUCAGAAAAUUAAAGUUAACAUGUCGUUAGAAAAACUUCAGGUUCAUUUUCAUUCGGAUAUCGUAUGCACUGACAAUUCUAAUAUAAUUCAAUGUGGGCGGUCAGUAAUUCGUGAUCUUGAGAAGUUGAAUUGUGAUGUACAUGAAGCAACACAAAACCUAGAUGAGACAUUGUCGCAAAUUGAAGACUGUCAACAGGAAUUGCAAUUGAUUAGGCAAAAUAUUGUUCAAGAAGAACAACAGCUUCGAAAUAUAUUAUCCCCAUUACACCAAUCUAACUCGAGUGACAAACACGAACAGGAACCGUCGAUAAAUUGGAACCAUGUUUCUAAUGUACAACUACUACCUGUAUGCCAAAUAAAACCUCCAAAGCAUCCAGCUGUUACGCACAUCGAAAACAAGGAUCACGUUUCCAAUACAAUAUCAUCAUCAAGUGCGACUAGUUCGACAAACACAGCAUCAAGUAUGAACUCAAGUUCAUCUGCUGUUUGGAAUGCAUCUGACCUCACAUAUGCAGAAGUUGUAGCAGGUUUGCGACGCCAACGGCAACAACUAACAAAUAAAUCCACUUAUAUUAAAAAUACAUCGGAUAUAGCAGAAAAAAGUGCAGCUGCUGUCUUUCCUAGUUCUGUUCAAUCGAAACUGUUUGUUGAGAAAAAUGACAACUGUGCAGAGAAAGAUAGGGAAUGUUUUAUAGGUGCAAAUAAUCGUAAUAUUUUGCAACCAACGAAUUCAAAGGAAACCAAAUCAAAAAUACGCCGUUCUAUCAAAACUUCAACCACAACUAAUAAAUUAGAAAACACUAAAAAUCAUAACAUGAAACUUUUGUCUGGGAACGUAGACAUAGACAAUUCAAACUCAAAAAAGAGUAAUAGCAGUAAAACAUAUGCAGCAGUACUAAAAAAUUUAAGUAGCGAUGAUACCGAGCAGCUACCUAUUUCCAAUUUGUCCCUAACAACAUCUCUGAAACCGCAGUUGUGCGAAUCAACAUACCAAGAGUUGGAUACAGACGAUAAAAUUAAUUCGAAUAAUCUAAAACACGCGAACUUUGAACAAGAUAUACCAUCUGUAAAAGUUUUAGUCCAGAACCUAAACAAAAAACAAAAUAAAAAAAGUAUGCAAAAGAAAUCUAAGAUAUUCACUGACCAAUCAGAAAAACAUAUUUCUCGCCCUGAAGCAUUAUUACGAGAAACUGCUAAUGAACCAAUCCCAGAGCCGGUAACCGUUGCGGUAACCAGUCAAACUUUUGACCAAGACAAGAGUAGAAGAAAAAAAAUAAAGCAUAAACCCAAGCAUUCAAACAAACAAAUAAAUAAUUUGGCCGAUGAUACAACAGAACAUAAACUGUCCGAUACCGUUCAUUCAAUCAACACAAUAGAAAUUUGUACCAAAAGAAGUACCAAUGAUAUUUCAAUUCCAAAUAAUGCUGAUAUUUCCAUUGUUGAAAUCCAACAUCACGUCAACGCCACUGAAUGCUUAACAAGCAAUUCUCCUGAAAACCCUCGCGGAAUACCGUCUGGGUCGGCUGAAAAAAUGCAGAAAGAGGGCCACUCAAUACCAAAUACGACUCUUAAUACUGUUGAUACUUCAUCAGAAAGAUACAAGAAAUCGAAGAAAGAUAAACAUGCAAAAACUCAAAAGUGUCCUUCAUCGGAAAAAGCGGAGGAGAAGAAAGUACUCAACCAAACAGAGAUCUUAAAAUCAUCCACAAAUGAUUCAACGACUUCACUGCAAAAAUCAGACACCCUGCCUUCAAGUUCGACGUUCGUUUCUGAAAUCCAAUUAACACAUCGGAGUGAUAAAAAUCAAGCGCCAAGUAUCUCUUCUAAUGAAUUCAGAACUAAUCUUAUAUUUGAGGAUUACGACUUUGUAACUUUACCACAAAAUUUCAGAACUGCACCAGAGACAGAAUCUGCAGGAAAAAAUGAAUGUCUGACUCUUCCGUUAGCUGGCCGUGAGACGGCAGACUUCCAUAAUGUUCGACUGAAGUCUAACGAUAAAUCUAAACAAAAUGAAGAGAUUGUAUUUCCUUUGGAACAAGAACGUUCAAACCAAAACAAUCAUUUUAGCAAAAAUGAUGAAAAUGACUCUAACUCAUUUAUAGUCAACAAAAAUUGGUGUAAUAAUCUUCAGAAAAUUUCCAUGAUUACGCAUGAACAAUAUCUCUUGAACCCAAUUUCACAUAUAAAACUAGAGCUACCGAAUAUUGUUUUCGAGAAAGGUGACGGUAAAAGAAAAGAGAUGUUAAUGAAUAUACAACAUGAAGCAGAAAUUCUGAACGAGUUUGCAAAAAAUCUCGAUACACUAGCUCGCGACAAGCUGCAGCUGGCUACUGAAAUAUCUGUGCUCGAUACUACUAACAGUGAACCUACAGAAUUGACUGAAAAAUGUGCAGAACGAAUAUCAGAAAUUGAUUCAGUAGUCGGUACAUCAAAUUUAAUAGCAGAUGUUACAAAACAGGUUGAAGUUUUACCAACAGCAACUUCAUCAAUAAUAUUGAAAACUACCACAAUUUCUAUUGAAAAUUCAGAUGAACAAGAAUCAAUUGAUGAGUGCUACCUAAAUCAGAGUUUCACUCAAGGGGAAUUUAGAGAUUAUAUUGGGAAAUUACCAACAGUUGAUCAAUGGGUUGAAAAUAAAAAUUUUAUUGAUUCAUGGAAGCCUCAAAAAUGCAUGAAUGACAAAGAAUCAAACGAUCGCUUAGAUUCUCAGCAACAUAAUGUAUCUAAACUGCCUACAAAUAUUUUUGAAGGACAAACCAAUAACGAAUGUCCUGUAUUUUCUCAAGUCAGUUCAAGCGAUAAUACCUUAAUAUCUGUGGACACAGACUCUAACCCAAAUCUUACUAGAAAACAAUCCCACAUGUGCGCAGAAAGAAACAUUGCGGGAAACUUGCUUUCCGAUUCGACCUGUAGUGAAAAAUUGACGGAUGUCUGUGAACAAACUAUUCGCUUUGCAAUAACGAAUAAUACGAAAAGUUCUAUGGAAAGUCCUGAGGGUCACAAUUUAAGAGAGAUACAUACAAUAUCUAUUGAGCCUGCGGCAACAUACGAAAUAAUUGAACAAGUGCAAAAAAGUUCGGUACUUUCUCAGCAAAAUCUUUACCAAAAAGCUAUUGACAAUAAUGGCAUAGAUAUUAAAGACAUAAAAAUUGGUUCCAUUAUUGCAACUGAUGCUAACUUUGUAAUUGAUGUCGAAGAAUUGACAAACAAAAGAGUUGAAAUUCUUCGAAGUAAUCUAAAUGAAUCCACCAUCACACAAGACGCUAUCGACAAUACAUCGUCAAAAUUAUCAAUUACAGCUAACACAACUUCUGCUGAGAAAAAUGAAAUUACAGCUAAGUGUCUUACUGAUACGAUUGAAUUUGAUAGUGUCAACACCAGUUUAUCGAGACAUCUUUCCAACGAGUAUCCAGUUACUUCCAUAAUCACACAUCCAAAUCUCAUCUCCGUAUUAAAUAAUACAUCCGAUGCCUCGUCAGUUGCAACAGUAGCAGAUUAUGACGAAAAAGAUAAUCGUGAAGAUAUACCUAGGAUUCCAAAGGAAAUGCGUCAGUUGGUAUUAUCAACCAGUGACCAUGAAGCCAGUUUAACACUCUGCGGAAAUGAUUUGGACGAUAAAACAUGUAUAAACAAAACACCUCCAGAACUUUUGCUUGACGAAAAAGUUCAAAAAGAAGUGAUUGAACUAGAACCAAAUUAUAAAACAACAGAAUAUUUAUUAAAAAAUAUGCACAAGGAAUCAAUUCAAAACGAACACAUUAAUAUUACAUCUAGCAACAAAGAAACGUCAAAUAAUGCAAUCGAAUCUUGUUUAUUGAUGGAUGAGAAGAUAGCAUCCUCGGACAAAAAUCGUCAUGCGAUGUCUAAAGUUCUCGUGCAAAUUAGUACGAAAGAUGAAAUAACAGUACAGCAACCGGAAACGCAAUGUACAACUUGUAAUAAUACUGAACAAGAUUGUCCUCGACAAGCAUGUGACGGACUAAUAUCGCAAGAACAGCCGAUCGAUCUGCAAGACCAACUGCAAGUUCCAGUAAAUGAAAAGCCUGUCUUCGCGCAUGGUUCAAUUUUAGUGACAAAAACUGACUACAAUAGUUGCGAAAAUAUCGGAAGUUUAGCACAAAUUUGUCACGUAAUAAUACCACAAGAACAAUCUAGUUCACUGGCAAAUUUCGAAUUAGAAGCAGAACACAUCGAUAAGUGCGAUAUUAGUCAGCUUGGCGAAGCACGCAUUUUAGCAAAUGAACAGCAUCAUCCCAGUCCUAUUGAUUCACUUACCGACGACGAAAUAAAUUUUAUGACAAAAACUGGCCUUGAACAUUGUGACAGUACUCAACAAAAACUAGAAGGACAGAGUUCAGAAAAACAAUGCACGGAGGAAAAUAUCCGAGUAAAUGAAACACAUCUCAGUCUACAUAAUUUAUGUUCCGCAGAUGAUUCAGCUCCAAUGACAAAAACUAACUAUGAGCUUUUUGAAAAUGUCCAGCAAGAUUGUUCAAUACUAACUCGUAACGAAUUAAUACAACAUAAACAACUAAGCUCACAAACGUGCCACGAGCCCGAAAGAGUUAGUUCAAAGCAAUUUAACGACCAGAUUGAGCAAGUACAGUUUGCACUGGAUGAUAAACAAUCUUCGAAUUUCAACAAUAAAUCAAAAAUAAUGUCGAAUGUCGAAUAUGAAAUGAAAGUUGCUGAAAUAGAAUCUCCACCAAUCAAUACGUGCAAUGAACCAGCACAAACGCAUCAAACUACUGAUACGCCCCAUUCAAUUAGACCAUCUAGUUUGUAUGAAAAUAACUCUAAACAUGCAGAAGAUGGAACAGUGGAAUUGACUGUUGUUGAUAUUUUUGCUCAAUCUACGAAUACAACCGACAGCUCAAAAAUAAGCAAAUUAUUCUGCAGUAAUGAACAGACUACGGAUUCAUGCGUUCAUUUAAAGGAUUUGUCUUCGUGUAUCAAGUCGGCAGUACCACCAUUGGAUGCACCGGAAUGCCAUGAAAGACAUAUAAAACAGGCUUCAGAACAAUCUAAAUUGUCAGCUGAAUCGAAUGAUCCUGUUUACGAAAGUGAAGAACUUACUCUAAUUCAAAUGCGUAACGAAUCGUUUCAAAAAGAUUCUGUUACAUUAGAUGAUCAGUGUGCUUCACAGGAAAAAAAAAUGUUACAGGAAAGCACAGAAAAACUACAAUUGGCAAUUGAAAAUAGCAUCUUUAUAGAAAAUAGUGUACGUGAAGCAGAAAAAUCGGCUAACGAUUUGCUGCGUGACGUAAAAACUAUUACUGAAGAAUACAUAAUGCAUGAUCCAGUUCACGAUGGUGAAGAACAGACUCUAAUUCAAACGCGUAAUGAACCUUUUCAAAAAAGUCCUGUCAUUUUAUACGAUGAAUACGCUUCACAAGAGAUACCAUAUGAGACAGAAAAACAAUUGGCGACCGGAGACAGCGUCUUUAAAGAAAGUAAUUUAGGUGAUGUAGAAAAACCGGCUAAAGAUUUGUCAUGUGACGUAAAAAUCAUAACUGAUGAAUAUAUAAUCCAUGAUCCAGUUUACGAUAGUGAAGAACAUGCUCUAAUUAAAAUGCGUAACGAAUCGUUUCAAAAAGAUGCUGAUAGUUUGGAUGCUGAGUGUGCUCCACAGGAAAUACAAAACGAAACAUUACAAGAAAGCACAGACAAUCUACAACUGGCGAUUGAAAACAGUGUCUCUAUCGAAAGUAAUGUACGUGAAGCAGAAAAAUCGACUAAAGAUUUGUUACAUGCUGUGAAAAGCAUAACUGACGAACACAUAACUUAUGAUAAAUCGUUACAAGAAACAUCACGAAAUGUUGAAAGCGCUGGGUUAAGUUUUCAAGUAUAUGAAACCGAAACGUCGAAGAAUGAUAAUGUAGUAAGUGUGAGUGGCAAUGCACACAAGUUGCGACAAAAAUACUAUGAUGAACAGGUUCAGGAUAACACACAUAAUCAGGAACAUGAAAAUUUAUAUGUCACUGAUAUGGUUGACCUAGACCCCGUUUGGAAAAAUGAAGACAAUAAACAAGCUAUGAAUAAGACGCAACUGGACACACGAAAUUCAGCUAGCAUACACAACAAUACAUUCGUUCAUUUACCAGCAAAUCAAAAUGACCAUGAUGGAAAUGUGCAAUACUAUUCAUAUAGUAAAAUCGAUAUAAUUUCUUUGGAUGAAAACUUGAAUGAUGAGGUUAGUUUGUCAGAAUCUGUGCAAUUAUCAGAUGUAGGGAAUAUAUCGGACGAAACAAAUAAAUUGUUUGGUGCUCUUAAUACUAAACCAACCUCAAUGCAAUUUACUAGUAAAAGUAUAGAAAAGUUGACCGCAUUUGACGAACCACUGGUACCGCAGGAGCUUGAUGAGUGUGUUAAUCAUAAAAUUACACAUACAAUCGAUAAGGUGCAUAGGUUACAAGAUACGGAAGAAAUUAUUAUUCUCAAAAAAGAAAACUUCGAUCCAUAUUCGAUGCAAGAGACUUGUGGUACUUCAGAAAAAUUGGACCAGGAGAUGAUCGAUGAUGGUUCAAAAGGUUCCGAUUUCGUUUUAGGCAAAUUUACUUUGGAAGGAAUAGAAAUUGAAAAUACAGGAUCAAUCAAAGAGAGAUUCACUUUAGAAGACAACUCAGAUGAAAAAAUAACAACAUACCCAGGAACGGAACUUCCUGAUUUUGACACCGGUUUAUCGAAAAAUAUUGAUCAUGCAGUUCAUGUAACUCCUGUUUCUAUUGACUCUCAAGAUCAUAUCGACAUACGUCAAUUAGAUUUGUACACAACACACAAAGAAACAAAUAAUGAUAAUUCUGAAAAUGCACAAUUCGAAGCAGAGAUGUUACCUAUUAAUAUCGAUUAUCCAGAGUCAGAAGCCAUAAUCGAGGAAAAUAUAAUAUCAUGCACUAUUGAUCAGAAAACGUUAAGUGAAAUUCACAAAAGUUUAGAGAAUCAAACUUCUGGUGAAUGUCCAACUAUAUUAAAGUCUUACAAGAAUAUGUUGUCAGAGUCAGAUGCUAGUAUAAGUGAUAAAUCCGUCUAUAAAUUCGAACAUGAAACAAUUGAAAUGUUAGAAAAACAAAAUAUUUCACCUGGUGAAGUAGAAACAAGCACUGAUGGUGAAAUGUUCAUCUCUGUAAAUAAUAAUGAGAAGAUGAAUCAAUCAAAGAUAAGGCCAGAAGACCACAAACAAAGCAGUAGUGUUUCUCAAGAUGAAUCAAAUGAAACUUUUUCUUCACAAAAUAUUGCAUUAUCUCCAGCUUCAAUGUUCAAUAUUGCUGAAAAUUCUACUAGCGUGAAACAGAAUAAUCAACAGGAAGAAAAAUUGAUUGAAUCGAAUCUAAAUCAUGUAAAAAUAGAUUAUACCAGUCGACAAUAUUUAGUCCAGCCACAUGAAAAUUUGAUAGUAGUAAAUGAAUUUAACAAAACAUUGAUGGAAGACAUUACCUUCGCUGAUACCUGCAACACGAUAUCAAUUCAGAGCAAACCGUUCCUGUUCAUCAUUGGCAAUGAUCAACUUUUGUCAACGAAAGAAUCACAAUCACAUAACUGCAAAUUGGCGUAUCCAAAUCAAUACGAAACUGCAUCUAACUAUAAUUACUGGAAGCUAAAUGACGCGGAAAGGCUUUACUUCGAAUAUUACAAUACUUGCAAUGUUACUCUUUCUGCACAAAAACCUGACAAGGCAGCAUUCCAUGACAGUCACCAAAAGGUUUGUCAUGAUCAUGAUAUACUCCGACAACAUUCACAAAUCAACAAUGAAAUGUCAGAAUUACCUUGUUAUCACGACAAAACAACACAUUGCGAUGAACCGAAUUCUACAAUAUUUGUUAACAAUAAUACUUAUAAUAAUGACAGCAGCUCAAGUAGAACAAGUUUGAUAGAUCUUACCAGAAAAUCCAACAAUGAAACAAGCCAACCCACAUGGCCAGAGCAAAUAUUGCAAACAAAUCUACAGUCCAUACCUUCUGAUUUAUAUUCCACAACUGUGGACAAAAAUCUAGAAAAACAUCGUUCAGUGGAUACAGCAUCGCUAAGAAAGGCAAAUAUACCGUCAGAACAACCUUAUAAAAAAUCUACAUGUUUUCAGUACGUAGAUGCUCCUAAUUUAAAUUAUAAUAACGAAAACACUUCUACUGAUAUUUACUGGAAGCAAAAUGAUGCAGAAAGGAUUUACUUCGAAAAUAUUACAGUCACACCCAAAAAAGGUUGUUCAGACCAAUCGCGUGUUAUGGAUUGCCAUACCUUGAAAACUACAUUACAAUCGGACGAAAUUGCAGAAAAUUCAGAAAAAUACUCAUCAGAAUGGGAUUUAGAUAAUAAAUUUAAUGGCGAUAUGAAUUUAAUGCAAAACAAAGAUAGAGUCGCAGAUUCUUUGACUAAAGUAAAGCUUGAAAUUGCUAUCGAUGAUAAUCAAUUAAAUAACGCUUUUAUUGACACGGUGAUAGAGAAUACAAUGUAUAGCACUAAACGAGUCAACAGUGAGGUUACACAUGCCGAGAAUUUAACGGAACGAGUGGCCAAAACUGACACUGACGAUCUACUUUAUAAUGUUUACAAGGACGUAUAUUGGUUUGACAAACCAAUUUAUGACAGCGCCGAAAAACAGUACCACAUUUUCAAGGCAACGGAGCAGUGUAAAGAUAUUUCUAUACUGAACAUACAUGUAAAGAAACCGAUCAACCAAAUACACAAUAACCUGGAAAACCCGGAAGCAAAUGGCGGAAUUACCGAUGAUAAUUUCACUAGAGUACCGAUUAAUACAAGCUAUACUGACAAACUGGAUUUCAAUAUGUCGAUAGAGAAUACAAGGUCUAGCUCUAAUCGAGCCAACAGUCAGAUUACAAAUACCGAAAAUUCAAUAGAACGAGUGGCUAAAACUUGCACUGAUGAUCUACUUUAUAAUGUUUACAAGGACGUAUAUUGGUUUGACAAACCAAUUUAUGACAGCGCCGAAAAACAGUAUCACAUUUUCAAGGCAGAAGAGCAGGGUAAAGAUAUUUCUAUACUGGAUAUACAUACAAAGAAAUCAACCAACCAAAUACACAAUAAUCUGGAAAAUCCGGAAGCAGAUGGCGAAGUUACCGACGCUUAUUUCACUAAAGCAUCGAUUAAUACAAACUAUACUGACAAACCGGAUUUCAACAAUGUUCAAGAUAUUUAUCACAAUUUAAAACAAUACGAAAACAAUGAAAUAACAUCGUUAUCAUAUUCAAACUUGCCAUAUGAAAACAAUAAAAGUCCCGAGUGUAGUGUGAAUUGCAAACAACAAACUGCCGAUAAAGAUUACUCACAUCUGCAGCAUCAAGCUACUAACACAUUAACCGAUUGUUCCUUGCAUCCUAUGUGUGUGGAUCCUAGCGCAGAUUCCCGAAGCAUUCCAAUUCCAGAGUAUCAUAAUUUACCAGGUUCGACAAACACCAUAGAACUCGGCAGUUCUAAUAACUUGGCUGGUAGCACAAUAAAUAAACAGCCGCUUACCGAAGGUGUAGAAAAUAUUUUGGAAGCACUUCUCUCUGCAGAACUGAAAAUGAACAAUUUACCAUAUGACAACAUAACUGAUUUAAACAGGGGAUUACAAGUACUCAUUGAGAAACUAGAUUAUUACAAACAACAAAAUCAAGCUAUUUCCAUGUCUCUACCACAAAACGCCGAUUGUAAAGUAAAGGAAUCAGUUCAAAACAUCAACGAACGAAUCGAUUUUAUGAAACAAAGAGCUCAUGACGGACUAGAAAAAAUACAGCAUACUUUAGCAAUGCGGGAAGAGCGAAAAUUGGAAGUACGGAAAUAUCUCCAACUUUUAGAAGAAAUUGAAAACUGGCUUUCAACUGAAACUAUUCAACUAGCUGAUUUAGAUAGACAAUUAUCAAUAUCUGAGUUUUCACAAAUUUUGGAGCAAAAUGAAAGAAUAUUGGAGAAUCUCAAAGUAAAUGAAGUCAAGUCUAUGGAUAUGUAUAUAAAAACACAGGAAUAUAUGGUGUACGAGGAUGUACAAGAUCAAAUAACCACAUUACAAGAAAGCCUCUCAGUACUGACACGAACGCUUCGUGAGAAAGCUUUGAUAAUUGAGAACAAUAUUCAACGCGUCAGAGCACAUUUAAAUUCUGAAGACAAUAAGACAGUAGAUAUCGAAAUACAAACUAGCCCUACUUUUACAAUGAACUCAAUCAACACAACAGCAAUAGAACUUCUAGAUUCAGCAUCGCAAACCCAGAAUGAUAGAUUAACAGAUAAUAUACUUGUUAUUCAAUCUAUUUCUAAAGGACAAGAGAUCAUUCAAAUUUCUAAUGUAAGUAAAACUCGUCUCCCAGAAACCACAAAUGAUGUUGUUGUUGAAGCAAGAUACACACAACCUAUCCACGGAGAAAGAGACAAAUCAUCUGAAUUGAUGCUUCAAAACAUUCCUGGUCAGUUUGAAACAAUUUUUGUUGAACCGGAUAAAAGUACAACGGAAAUCAUUGUUGACAAAGAUGGAUCGAAAAAAAUAAUACUCAAAAAAGUUGUUCAUGCAGCAGAGGUAUUCGAAACAUAUGAAGAAGUUGCACCGGCUUCUAUCUUAACAAUUGGUGAUUUGGAAACGGAUGUUGUUGAAGCCGAAGGAAUCGUACAUGAACUCAAAAGCGAGCCGCAAAAUCAAUUCCCCGUAAACGAAGCGCAAACCAUAGUUGAUCAAAUUUUAGCUGACAUUCACCAGCAGGUUAUACCAACAUCAGAGUCAGAAUUUGAAUCAAUGGAAAAACAUGAAAACUCUCGAGAUUCACAGGUAUUCGAAUCUGUUGCACCUAAAGUAGAUUUGAUUGCUUCUAUUCUUGAACCACCAACUAGUACUACAUUUAGUAUGCAAAAUACAUUUGAAACUACUGAUAAACUUACCGAAACACAAUGUUCCUUUAUACCAAACAGUACUGACCAACCUAUAAUAUCUGUAAGUGAAAUAUGGCCUGUAUUACACGAUGAUGCAAACGUAUCUCCCACGAAAUGUAUUGAAAGACCGCAAGUGCCUAUCAAUAGUAUCGAUUCAAUUGAGCAAGCGGAAUAUAUUGAAGCUUCUAAAGUGUGGCCAACAAAUUUAGAUAUUGGAAGUAAAAUUACAUUUAAUGAGAACCCAAUUGAUCCUAGUUUCGAAAUAUUGGAGCCGAAACUUUUGGAUAUUACGGAACCAGAUCUUAUGCAAAAUACCGCGUUAUCAACUAUAGCGAGAGAAGAACCUGAUACGAUAACUGUCCUAAGUGAUACUAUGGAAAUUCCAGAAAACAUUCAAGUACCAGGGUUGAAUGAACUAAAUAAAGAAUACAUAAGUGAAAGUUCCAUUGCCGCAAACACUAUAAGUUUGUGUCAUUCUGGUUCUAGCGAUGCAGCGUCUUCAGUACAAAUUGAAGACUACCCUGACAGUAUUAAGAAUCACCCUAAGCAAUUUUUACCAACAGAUGCCGAAGGGUAUAUGGAAACUGAUUCUUCCAAACUCGCAGUUCAAGUAUCAUCAUCAAAGGAUUCGCAGGAAGUAUUAAAACUAACGCUUAAUGUUGAUACUGCUGAUACAAAAAAAAUUAACGUUAGUUUAAUAGAACUCACAUCGCCGGCUGGUCAAGUAAUACCGGAUGUAGCAAUAGAUUCUGAUAAAAACAAUGAACUCGACAAAAUAUGUAUCGAUAAAGAAUACGAAGCUGAUACAGCAUCAAUGGAGAGCGGAUCUGAUGAUUCCGAUAUGCUAAAAAAGAAAAAACGGCACAAAAAAAGGAAAUCAAGGGAUGCAACAGAUAAAGGAGUCAACACUGAAAACUCAUUGCGCGCUGGUUUUGUAUCAGGAAAUCAAUCUCCUGAAUGCCUGCAAGGUUUUGAAGAAAAUUAUCCUGCUUAUACAGCGGAAAGCAUUGUCGAAAACAUCCAAGAAAAAAUUAUAUUACCAACGCAAGUAAUAGAAACCAUUUAUGUAGAAGAUGUACAUCAACAAACAAGCCCAGUUCCAAUAGAAGAAAUCGAUAGUACUCUGGAUUUAGAAAUUUCUGAAAUUACGUCUGAUAAACUUAUUAUUCCUAUUGCUAUUGAACAAAAAUCUAUACAAACAUCUCCUGAGUAUGAAAUCACAAAAACGUCCCAUCAAACAUCACCAAUUAUGCAACCCCAAGAAUAUGAUGUAAAAGAAGUACAAACUGUAACUGAUGUAACAGCGAUUGAAACGCAAACCAUUGAGCCAGAACAAAAAAGUAAUAAGGAGCAAGAAAUUCAAACUGAGCCCAGCAUUGACACGACAGAUUUGAGCCAACCUGCGGUAGAGAUUGAAUUAUUACAUUCUGCUAAUCAAACGGUAUCUGUAUGUACAGCUGAUUCAGAAAUUCAAACAGUAGAAAGCGUUGAAGAUAUUAUAAACCCCAUUAUUACAAACAUUGUGCACGCAGUAAUUCCUACAGAAAUCAUAGCUAGUGCACGAUUCGUGCAAACAAGUCCAAUACAUUCGAGAAGAUCAAGUGAAGAUGGUCAACAUUGUAUGACAAUCCCAAUACAUCAUGAGAGCAUUCAAACUGUUCGAACAGAAGUCGUAGAUGCGUAUAUUAGCACAGACAAUGAAGUCAAUAACCGAGCGACUUCUCCUAUCAUGCAUUGCAAUACAACAGAAAUAGAAACACAAACAAGUCCUACAGAAAAUAUAGGUGAUUUUGAUAUAUCAAAAAUAAACGAGCGCUUGGAUAUAUCAUUAAAUGAAACAACAGCUGAAGAAAUAACAACAAAUGCUAAACCUACCGAAGUGAAAACCAGUGAAAAUCAAUCACAAACGAUACCAGUGUCGGUCAGUAAUAUAACCGAAACCAUGCCUAGUACUAGUACUCAAACUUUUGAAUCUGAUGCAUACAUUGAAUCUAGUCAAAAAGAAAAGUUUGAGCCUAUUGAAAUUGAAAUACACACUGAAGUAACUGUACCUAGAAUAUCGUACGUAUCCAGCCCAAUCACAGUUACAAAAACUACCGUUACAGAAAAUAAUGCGGAUGCCAGUGGCGAGUAUAAUCUUCAUAUUCAAAUGGCCAUAGAACCAGACCAAACAUGCUCUGCAUCUAGAGACAUUUUUUCGGAUGACAAAGUUUGGAGCUUAAGUGUGUCUGACUUUUUUUCCAUUAUAAAAUCACAAAAGAGCGUGGCAGAUAAUAAUUCAAUUCCAUGGAACGAGAUUACAAAACUGCUAACUAAAAUAUACUACACUAAAGGAUAUCGAGAAACGCAACACCCUAUCACAAUUAAAGCACCAAGUAUAGAAGAAGAUGUGGAAAAUGAUAUACUACAAUUGGAAGAUGUACCAAAUCAUCUGCAAAUGAAUGCACAUAACCUUCAAAUACAACAUCGGAUAUUAUUCGAAGUGUUGGAACACAUGAAUUUACAAAUAGCUGAUGCCAAAUGUCUCCUACACUCUCCGUGCAAUCUAAGUGAGCAUGAUCGCUUGAAGCUCUAUCAUUUCCUUAGUUCAAGAUUUGCAUAUUUACAAAAGCAUAUCAAGCGCAUUGAGCGAUAUGUCAAGACAAAAAACGUAAUGCCUUGUGAAGACAUAAUUGCUUCCUUCGAAUGCACAACGAAAAUAAUCAGUUUAUUGCAAAGUGAUAUGCUUCAAAUGGAACAAAUACAUCUGAAAAACCAAAAGCAAAACGACAGUCUCCUAAACACGUUACACUGCAUCAAAAAAGAUUUGACAUUAUUUGAAGAACAAUUAAGAGUUGUAUGUAUGAAUGAAUCGCUUUCAAUCGUUGAAAAAAUGAGUCAUGUAGAUGAAAUUGAAAACCAGCACAAAGACUGUGCAAUGCAACUGCAUUCAAUUUCCGAAAAACUUCACACCUAUAAACCAGACUCAGUCGACAGCCGCGUUAAUGUUGAGUUGGAAAGUGCCAAGAAAAUGUCACAUAAAUUAGAAGGCAACAUCAUUUUGGAGCGUAAUAAAUUGCAUCAACUGGACAGCUUAGCACAAGAAUAUGAACAAACACUCCUAGAUUUCAACGAAAUAUCGACCGAAGCGGAAAAAUUCAUAGAUAACGAAAUUGUUACCGCAAGUCUGCCGGAGCUCCAGGAAGAAAUGCAGCGAUAUAGAAAAUUUUUUGUGAAUCUGAAUCAUUGUAAAAUGAUUCUUGAGUCAUUAGAAUCAAACUUGGAUCCUAUAACGCGUAGAAAGCACGCACAUUUACAUUCUAAACUUUAUCACAAAACAACAGAUAUUCUUGAACGCGCGGUAGACAGAGCCGCCAAACUAGCUCAAGCGGCAUCAAAGUGGACAAUAUUUGAAAAAGAUAUGCGUGAAGAAAUCCAAUGGCUGCAUGUUGCCCAACAACGUAUUCCAGACAUAAAGAAUGUAUCAACCGAGGAUUAUGAACAAUAUAUUACGUUAUAUCAAUCGUUAAAUCAAGAUAUACUUUGUCAUAAACUUAAAAUGACACAACUUAGUGACAUAGCCAAGAAGAUACAAGAAUUAAUAACAGCACCAAUUUUGGCAAAAGAAAACAAUGAAGCUCUUAGUAUAAUUAUUCAUCUGAGAGAAGAAGUAUCUCUGUACCUAAAUAUGUUGACGAAAUUUAAAAACUACUGGAGCCAAUAUAAUAUUUAUGCAGACAAACUUAGGAAUUGGAUUGGUUCUAGUCAAACCAUAAUUAACGAAAUAAUAAUACCGACAAGUCUUAUGGAUACAUCAGUACAAGAUAUGCGCAAAUUUUGGGAGAUAAAAGCGCAGUAUGAAGUGUUAAACAAUAAAGUGUAUGUUAGCACAUGUGAUUCUUUUGAUCUUGCAUUAUCCACUAUUGUAAUUAGUGACGAAAAAAUUCAACGACAAGUACACGAACAAUUGAUGAUAACAUGGGAAGAUAUUUCUUCUAGUAUAUCAAACAUGCAAAAACAUAUAUUUGAAUCGAUAAACACAGAUACCACAUCACCCAAAGAGAAAAUUGCAUUUAUUGAACAAGAACUGCGGGACAUUUCCAACGUAUUUAACAAUAACAAGGGAGUGCUGAAAAGCAGAGAUGAUCUAUAUGUGUACAUCGAAAAGAUGCAAAUGCUUCAAACUCGGAUUAAUUUAAUAGAAACUGAGCUAGGCCAAUUGGCAGUGGUACUAGAAUGUAGCGUGGAAACAAUAAGCGAACUGUUUGAAGUUUCCAGACAUUUGUCGUUACAAAUCGACGAAGAACAUGAAAUAGCCGAAAUGUUUAACAAACGACUUGAAGAAAUAGAAUCUGGAAUCAAUGCAGAAGAAAAACGGCUCGUUUCGCUAUCUAAGCUGCUAGACGAUAGCUCAGACCAUCUAAAUGGGCAGCGCCCAGAUGUGGAGAAAUCACUUGAAAACUGCAAAUCAUGCUUGUUCAAUUUGGAAGAUUCGUGGACUGAAAUAAUGAAAUUGAGACAGUUCCUUCACACUUUACCAAUGAAUUUAAGAAUUUCCGUAUCCCCAUUGCAAACCGAAAGAGACCUAUCUGUGCUUCAAAACAUUCACAGUGACUUAGAACGAAAAUGUAAAACUGACAUCAAUUUGUUGCGCAAUAGAUUGGCUUUGUGGAACAAAUUCUAUCAUCAAUUAGACAUCAUCCAGGAACAUAUUCAAGAAACAGAAUUUAUGAUGGAAAUAUUGAAAGUUCAAGAAAGUGCCGAUUACAAUCGUUUACUAAAAGCUACAGAGCGGUUGGAUGCGCUUUUAAAUGAAAUUGAGAGUAAGAAAACUUCUAUCGAUGAUUUAAAAUCUAUCGCACAACCGUUAAUAGAAACAUCCCACACAAAUGUAUCACAAGAAAUCCAAGAUACAGUUCAAAAAAUUACAGUAGUGUGGGAAAAUACUCGCGAAAGCUUACGGGACUUGUGUCAAAGGUAUGAAAAUGCAGUAAAAUUGUGGCAGCAUUACCAUGACGUUACUGAAGCAGUAAAAAGCUGGAUUAGUAUCGAGUUUACUGAUUUUGAUACUCUGAAAAAUAUCAAAGAUUUGCCUAAACUGGAAUUUUACCAAUCUGCAAUAGCCGACAAAAAAAACGAUUUAGAGAAACUCAAACAUCUCAUUAGCGAUAUCAAUGGGCACGUCGGGUUUAACAUUGGUAGUGUUUUAUUAUCCGAAAUAGAGGAAUUUGGACAAAAAUUAGAAGGAAUAGAGGAAAACCUGUCCACGCAAAUCAAUGUAAUAGACACGUACAAUACUCAGCUAGAAGAGGACAAGCGUACGCUAAAUGAUACCGAUAAACUAAUCGAACAUUAUCAUCACGACAUACAACUUCCGAAAUUGGAUACCAGUUUAAGCGACCAAAUCAUCAACCUUAGAGCGUAUAUGAUAAAUUUAAGUUGCACAGAGUCUCGUUUAAAAGAUAUCGCAAAUAAAUACCUAGUCCAAGAGCCGGAAAAUAAUCUAAAGGACAAAUUUAAAAAUUUGCAUGCAUUGUCGCGAUCACUCUUGCAGGAUACAUUCCAACAAUAUCAAAACAUAUUAGAACAAUUUGUGCAACAUAACAAUAAUGAAAAUGUAUUACUAUUUUGGCAGGAUUAUUUAAGAUAUGUACAAACAUUCCUAGAUCAACACAUUCCAAGUCAUGCUACAGAGUUACAACAACUACGUGAUCAAUGUUCGUUAGUUGAAUUUCUUCUAACGAAUUUGAAAACAAAUUUAAUGAAAAGAUCGGCAAAUGACGCCGAGUUUGCAAGAAUAUCCGAUUCGGCUGUUCAGCAAAACAAUAAUUGCAUUGACGAAUUAAAUGUAAAGAUGUGUGAAAUUGACAACAGAUUGUUCCACUGGCAAAAUUUUAAACUAAAUAAAUCUAGUUUAAAUCAAUCCAUUGAUGAUAUUGAGCGAGAAAAAUUCACGCUUCAACUGGAAUACAUUAAUCUAAGGGAACUACCACAACUGAUCGCUAAGGUUAUAAAACUGAAAAAUCGCUUUCCACAGGUGGACGCAAAUUUACACAAUCUACACAAAGAAAUGACCGAAUUGAUUUUAUUUACAAAAGACGAGCAUUUGGUUGUUCAAAUUAAAACCGAGCACGGUAUAAGCUCAAACCAAAUAGGAAAGUUAAAAGACAAUGUUGAAACUUGGAAUAAAUUUCUGGUUGGAGUCGCCGAACUUUAUAAUUCAUUUAAUUCACAGUGUAACAGAGUUCGGAAUAGUUUGAACGAGCUUAAUGAAUGUCUAGAUGGGUUUAUAAACAAUCGUCUAGAGACAUCACAACACCAUUUGAAUAUGCUAAAGAACGAACGAUUGCGACUUGAAACAAUUAGGAAUGAGCUCAUAAAUAUUAACAUUGCGAAAGAAGAAUUGCUGCCCUGCAUCAGCAUUUUUGAUUCUAAACUUAUACAUAAACAUGCAUGGGAACUAUUGCAAUUGUUUGAAAAAAUGGAUCAUACUUUAUCAACAGCUCAAAAACAAAUGCAAGAAAGAUUAGAAAAUCAAAAAAGCUUUACACGUCAAUAUACGCUUUUAACAACAUGGAUGUCUGAAUUCGAACAUCGUGUAAAUGAUACCAAUAAGUACAAAAACUGUGAGGAUGACGCUGUCUUCAUUAAAACAGUUGAAGAAAUGCUACUAAAGGAAUUGUCACUGAAGGAAUAUGAAGUAAAUUGGCUAAAUACGAUUGGUAAAGACUUGACCAAUAAUCUGCAGGAAGGAGAAGAACGUUCCGAAAUUUUGACAAAACUCGACUAUUUAAAUAACGUGUGGAGCACGUUAAUAAGGCUCUGUCGCGAUCGAUCGCAAAAAAUAAUGGAAGUUGACAGCACGAGUCUGACUUUGCAACAACGAGUUGCAGAAAUCAAAGUAUGGAUGACCUCAAUUGAGCAGGAGUUGAGAAAACCGAUACGGUUUGAAAGCACAGAUAAAGCACAAGUGGACAAACUUCUUGAUGACUAUGAAACAUUGCAACGGGCUAUCGAGUGUAAUAGCAGUAAUGUGGGCGAAGUUCUUAAUCUUUGCGAAAUGCUCUUCACAGAUGUUGAAUCGUGGAAUGUUCAUAUUGACCGAAAGCAAAUUCAUCAGGAUAUAAACGACUUGGAGCUUAGAUGGAAAAAUAUUUGCUUAGAAUCCAGCAGUAGAAAGCAAGAUAUGUUGUCAAUUUGGAACAUGUUAAUUGAAAUUGACAAAAUUGUAGAGUCUCAUAAAGUUUGGAUAGAAAAAACCAACAAUUACUUAGCUGAAAAGGCCGAAAAAUUAACACAAACGAACGCCGAAGAUUUAUAUGAUGCUGUGGAAGAGUUUGAAAUAAAAACUUCGGAUAUAGCUGCACAAGAACCCAUAUUACAAGUUCUAAAAAGAUUAUUCGUAUCAAUACAUAAGCACGGCAGUAUUGACGGAGAUAGUCUAAAAGUAGUUACUUAUGAAACCAAGCAUAUGCUUUCACUAUGGAAUACGCUUACUCCUAGAUCAGAGCAAAUCAAAAUGCAAUUAGAUGACUUGAAAAAUAAGUACACGUGUUUUAUCAAUGAGUAUGAGAAUAUCAUCAUGGCUUUAACACAAAUCGAUGUGCAAGUAACUAAUAUUGUACAUUUAGCAUCUGAAGACACUCCGGAAUUCAGACUGAAGCGGCUACGAAAUUUGCACAACGAGCUUCGAUUUGUUGUAAAUCUUUUUGAUGCUCAAGAUGCGAUUGGGAGUGCUUUAAUAAAUCAAUUAUCUUCAAACAGUAUGAUGGCGGCUGAAAUACAACAUAAAAUGCAAGAAUAUCAUCAAUUAGCAAACAAUAUAAAGCAAAGCUUAGAUUCUACACUGGCUGAUACUAUUGAAGCAUCAGAAAAACAUAAGAAUCAACAAACCCGAGGUACACUAACAAAGGCACUAGAAAAAGACACAGCAGUGCAAGUAAAUACACUGCCUGAUACGAUACUAACUUGUAAAACUAUCACAGCUAAAGAUGCUUACCAGUAUCAACUUGAAACAGCUCUCAAUGAAGCACGAAGUCAUCUCAAUAAUUUCAUUCACUCAAUUUCCGAAGUUAACGUUAGUAAUAUCUUGACCUCAACUCAAAAAGUUACCAAAGUAUUAUCCGCCUGUGAAUCAUCCAUCGAACUUAUAAAACAUCUUAACUUGAUGUUAUUGUCAGAAGAUCAAAAUGGCGAGAAUGGUGAAAUAAGCAAACUAGUUCAAAUUGAAUGUGACAAAUUUUCACAGUACCUAUUAGAAUGGCGAGAAAAGCAGCGAAAACUGGAAGAAUUAAGCAACGAUGACUACCUUACUUGCCCUCUCUGUACCAACCGCAACUGGCAGCAGAUCGAUAAUGACUUAUGGCGUUUAGAACAGUGGUUGAUCAUGGCAGAAGCUACACAGAAAGCUCAAAAUGCAAAUCCACCAACAGAUAUUGACACACUUGAAGACACUAUUCAAGAUCAUCGGGAGCUAUUAUUAGACCUAGAUAGCCACAAAGCUAUCAUAAAGUCACUAAACAUUGUUGGAGAACAUUUAGCUACACAUACUUUAGAUACUGAGAAGGCUUUACAAUUGAAAGAACGAUUGAACACGAAUAAUAAGCGAUGGGAGAAAGUAUGCAAUCAAGCUUCUCAUUGGCAAUCACAAUUGCAUCGCGCGCUAAUGGAAAACCGUGAGUUUCAUCGAACAAUAACUGAGCUUUGUAUCUGGUUGGAGGAAACCGAAAAUAAAAUUAAAAUAUCAGAACCGAUCGACCUGACGUCCGAUAAAAUUCAAAUGGAAAGAAAAUAUAAAAUAUUCAAAGAGCUAAGGCAUGACUUAGUUCGAUGUGAGCCGCGAAUUGUGAGCUUGCAAGAAACGACAUCUCAAUUAACAAAAUAUUUAGAAUCGGAUAAAUCACAAAACUUUGAUGAAAUAUACGCAAAAUUAACUGAUUUACGACUGCGAUUUCACUCUAUUCGAAGAUUGGUAGAAAUGUACACAACAAAAAUAGCAACUGCUCUCGGGUAUGACUUAGCUGAUGAUGUGAGCAUAAGCGCAACAUCAGCUUUAAGUACACAAGAGAUUGAAGACCCUAGCGGAUUGUUCACAAACUUAGCAGCACAUGAGUCCUUUGCAAAUGCUCCCGAAGAAACCGAGGAUCAAAUCAACACCACAAUUUUAACGAGAAGCUACCGGUUUUUGGGACGUGUUGUCCGUGCAUCAUUACCAAUACAGGCCAUGCUAUUGUUGGUAUUAGGCGUAGUCACGCUCAUGCCCCAUGGUGAAGAUUACUCCUGUUCGCUGACAAAUAAUUUUGCUAGAAGUCUAGAACCGAUGUUACGUUAUCCCAAUGGACCACCACCAAUUUGAACGUGAUUGAAAGAAACUAUAACAUUUUCCCCAAUGAUAAAACUCUGUUGUAAGAUAUAACAUUGUAACCAUUUUCUCUGUUUUACAAUCCGUUGUUUAUAAAAAAGUAAAAAUUUAUGUUGAAUAUUAAUGUUUACGUUAUAUUGCAUUUUGUUAUUUUACUAAGAUAGUUACCGGUAGCGGUUGUUACAGUUCUUUAAUUACAUUACAAUGUGCAAUACAAUUAUAUGUUCCAGUUCAUUUCGUUAAAGCAUAAGAAAUAUUAUUACUAUUGUUUCAAAAAAUUUUAACUAUUAUUAACUACUAUUAUUACGACUACAACUAAACGUAGCAUGUCCAAAAAUUGUAACGAUAAAAAUAAU
Sabethes cyaneus is the source of this 43848-nucleotide messenger RNA. It is a transcript of the gene Msp300, whose product is annotated as muscle-specific protein 300 kDa. The transcript is spliced from 25 exons. Gene Ontology annotation, biological process: nuclear migration. Lineage: Eukaryota; Metazoa; Arthropoda; Insecta; Diptera; Culicidae. Gene Ontology annotation, molecular function: actin filament binding. Bases 452 to 43486 code for a protein of 14344 amino acids. Gene Ontology annotation, cellular component: nuclear outer membrane; meiotic nuclear membrane microtubule tethering complex; cytoplasm. The record is from RefSeq and is a predicted model, not a curated record.